Molecule: messenger RNA, 632 nt
Organism: Kockovaella imperatae
Lineage: Eukaryota; Fungi; Basidiomycota; Tremellomycetes; Tremellales; Cuniculitremaceae
Product: 60S ribosomal protein L44
Exons: 5
Coding region: 218-538 (106 amino acids)
Biological process (GO): translation
Cellular component (GO): cytosolic large ribosomal subunit; ribosome
Molecular function (GO): structural constituent of ribosome
Source: RefSeq, a predicted model, not a curated record
CGAGCAGCACGACGUAGGAUACUCACCAGUCGCUGAGGAUAUAAAGAAGAGGUUCAAAAGCUCUAGAGUCAAUGGUAUCGUGAGCGAGCCCCGGUCCCUCCUUCAAUUUCGCCAAUGAUUUGGGAUAAAAUGGUUCACUAAAAAAUGGGCGUUCAGACUAAUAAAAUAAUUCGACUGCCACACGCUUCGGAGUUUCUCGGCGUUUCAUCAAGGUGGCAUGAAAUCCCCUCCAGUGACCCGAAGAACUUACUGCAAAGCCAAGGCUUGCAGAAAGCACACCCCUCACAAGGUGACCCAGUACAAGAAGGGAAAGGACUCUCUUGCUGCUCAGGGAAAGAGGCGAUAUGACCGAAAGCAAUCAGGUUACGGUGGUCAGACAAAACCCGUCUUCCACAAGAAGGCCAAGACCACCAAGAAGGUUGUCCUGCGUCUCGAGUGCACCCAAUGCAAGAGCAAGCAUCAGCUCUCCCUGAAGCGAUGCAAGCACUUCGAACUGGGAGGAGACAAGAAACAACGUGGUGCGGCCAUCAGCUUCUAGGGAGCUGUGUUCAUGUGAUCUUUCUGAUCGUCCUGUAAUCAUGGGGCAUGUAUGGCAUAGCGACAGAUUCAGCACAGAUAGAAAUGUCAAGCGG